This is a messenger RNA of Sceloporus undulatus (fence lizard), 2035 nucleotides long. Its product is annotated as serum paraoxonase/arylesterase 2-like. NCBI's taxonomy places the organism in Eukaryota, Metazoa, Chordata, Lepidosauria, Squamata, Phrynosomatidae. Gene Ontology annotation, molecular function: arylesterase activity. Gene Ontology annotation, cellular component: extracellular region. Bases 110 to 1210 code for a protein of 366 amino acids. The transcript has 9 exons. The record is from RefSeq and is a predicted model, not a curated record.
GGGAAGGUUUGGCGGGAGGGGAAAGGCCCUGCCCCUCUCAAGCAACUUUCUGCGCUCAGCUGCCGGAAGCCAGGCUUUGUCCUUUUGCUGCUGCUGCUGCUGCUGAGCCAUGGGGAAGCUGCUGGCGCUGGCCUUGCUGGGGAUCCUGGCCGCCUUGGUUGGGGAGCGGCUGCUGGCCUUUCGGCAUAGAAUUGGUGCUUCACGAGAACUGAAAGUAAAGCGGCUUCCAAAUUGCCACCUUAUUAAAGGAAUCGAGUUUGGUUCAGAAGAUAUUGACAUUCUUCCUAAUGGCCUGGCUUUCAUUAGUUCUGGCUUAAAAUACCCUGGGUUGCAAAGUUUUGCCCCUGAUAAAAGAGGAGAGAUAUUACUAAUGGAUUUAAAUGAAGAAAACCCUCGUCCAGUUGAGCUAAGAAUCAGCCGUGGCUUUGAUCUGGCAUCUUUUAAUCCUCAUGGGAUCAGCCUAUACAUUGAUGAGGAUGAUACUGUAUACCUCUUUGUUGUAAAUCAUCCCCAAAUCAAGACAACGGUGGAACUUUUCAAAUUUAUGGAGGAUGAUAAUUCCCUUGUGCACCUUAAAACUAUCAAGCAUGAGCUCCUGUCAAGUGUGAAUGAUAUUGUGGCUGUGGGCCCUGAUAGUUUCUAUGCCACCAACGAUUAUUACUUCACAGAAGCCAACUUGAAGACCUUGGAGAUGUUUCUGGGUUUGACUUGGACAAAUAUUGUUUACUACAGUCCAAAAGAAGUUAGAGAAGUGGCAGGAGGACUUUACUCUGCCAAUGGCAUUAACAUUUCACCGGACGGAAAGUAUGUCUACGUUGCUGAUAUAAUGGACCAUAGCAUUCAUGUUUUUGAAAAACAUGCCAAUUUGAGUUUGUCUCGUUUAAAGGUGUUCCAGUCAGACACCCUGAUUGAUAACAUAUCAGUUGAUCCUUACACUGGAGACAUUUGGGUAGGAUGCCAUCCCAAUGGCAUGAAGCUGAUCUUCUAUGAUCCAGAGAACCUUCCUGGUUCAGAGGUACUUCGCAUUCAAGAUAUUCUAUCUGAGAAGCCUACAGUCACCCAAGUGUAUAUUGAUGAUGGUUCAUUAAUUCAAGGGAGUUCAUCUGCUGCAGUGUAUAAUGGGCAUCUACUCAUUGGCACUGUAUUUCACAGAGCUCUCCACUGUGUCCUGGACUCUAGCAGUGGAAAAGGUCAGAGUAAUGUGAGCUGAGCUUUUUGCUCUAUCCAGGAGGUGCCUAACUUCAACUUACAUUGCAAAUUAAAAUAACAAGAUUUAUUCCUGACCUUUUUCACCCCCAGCAAAGAAGAAUAAUUUUUGUGUUCUUUUAAAUAAAAUAAUUUGUAUGAUUAAAAAAAAGCUAGAAGAACUGUGAUACUAGAAGAAAUCUUGGAUGUUUUAUUGUAUCACACUUUAACACUAAGCAGAUUUUUCUGGCUUUCAUAAAGAAGCAGACCCUGUGUUGCUAUUACUUUUCUUUUUUGGAGGGAAGGAGGCUGUCCAACUGUGACCCAGAUUUAACAGAAACAGAAGAUCAACUUUACAACUCAUUGAUGCUAAAUUCUGCAAAAGUGUGGAUUUCUUUUUCUUUUUGCAUCACAUACAUUUUAAAACUACAGUAUGUCUAAACUGAGAACAUUGGUCUUUCAGUGGAAUCAAGUGCUGCUCUUACUUUGUUUUUGUUUUCAUUUUCUGAUAUUUGACAUCUUAAGAAAUUCUAUAAGUUGGAUUCAGAUUUGUUAUUAUGUGCCUUCAAAGCAACUUCGGUAUAGUCUACACAUUUAAAAUACUCCUCAUCCCAGUCAAGUAGAAUGUGAUCUGGCCACAAGUGAUUCACAGGAAUUUGGGCUUUUUGCAGGGGUGGGGGACUCUUUGGAAAAAGACUACAUUGGUUUACCUUUUGUAUCUCUUGAAAUCUUCAAAAAUGUGCAUUAUCACACCUGUGGCCAUCCAUCUGCUUUGUAUGCAUUCAGAUGGCUGUGCAUUUUUGGCAGAGAGAAGGUUGAUGCUAAUAAAUGUGAAAUGUGAAGACCAUCA